CGGCUCCACGCUGAGACGAGGACCCUAGAAAACAUAUAAUAAGAACAAUUAUGUGACAGAAGAUGGGGGAUUGGAACUUAUUAGGGAGUAUUUUAGAAGAGGUCCACAUCCACUCCACCAUCGUGGGAAAGAUCUGGCUCACCAUCCUCUUCAUUUUCCGCAUGCUCGUGCUCGGCGUGGCGGCCGAGGACGUGUGGGACGACGAGCAGAGCGAGUUCGUCUGCAACACGGAGCAGCCCGGCUGCAAGAACGUCUGCUACGACCAGGCUUUCCCCAUCUCCCUCAUCCGCUACUGGGUGCUGCAGGUCAUCUUCGUGUCCUCCCCGUCCCUGGUCUACAUGGGGCACGCGUUGUACCGGCUGAGGACCCUCGAGAAGGAGAGGCACAGGAAGAAAGCCUCCCUGAAAGCCGAGCUGGAGGGGACCGACCCCGUCCAGGAGGACCACAAGAGGAUCGAGCGGGAGCUCAGGAAGCUGGACGAGCAGAAGAAAGUGAGGAAAGCCCCCCUCAGGGGCUCCUUGCUGCGCACCUACGUGUUCCAUAUCUUAACCAGGUCUGUGGUGGAGGUGGGUUUCAUCAUAGGCCAGUGCGCCCUGUACGGCAUUGGACUGUCUCCUCUGUACAAAUGCGAGAGGCUGCCCUGCCCCAACAGCGUGGAUUGCUUUGUGUCACGGCCGACCGAGAAGAACAUCUUCAUGGUUUUCAUGCUGGUCAUUGCCGGAGUCUCUUUGUUCCUCAACCUCCUGGAGAUCUUCCACCUGGGGGUGAAGCAGAUCAAGCAGAGCUUGUACGGAUACGGAUACAAAUAUGGAGACGACGACAGCGUGUACAGGUCAAAGAAAAACUCCAUGGCGCAGCAGGUCAGCGUUCUCACCAACUCCUCGCCGCAGAGGUUGAUGCAGCUCACGCAGAUGACCUGCCCCUUCGCGUCGGAUGCUCACAGGGAGCUUUUGGAUCUGGCCCUCGCGGCCCCCCAGAACAAGGAGGGCUCCGGCGGCUCCUACCAGCAACCGGCGAGCCAAGCCUACGGCCAGGGUCGGCCGGACAACCGGAAGCCCUCGUGCAGCAGCGACGAGUCGAACGGACCUCACGCCCCGGGCCGGCCGCAGUACGCGGGGCCCCGGCCCACGCUGAUGGGCGGCCACAUGGAGAUCCCGGCCGCCCUGAGGAUCCCGCAGAGGAAGCAGAGCAGGGUGAGCGUUUGCAAGGAGCUCAGCGACAUGAGCGAUUCUCCGGAGAGCGACUACCACCCGACGGCCAGGAAGUGCAGCUUCAUGUCCCGGGAGCUGUCGGAGAGCAAGCUGACCUCCACGUCCGACAGCGGAGGCUCUCGGAGCGGAGCGGACGUCGAGGCCCAGCACUCCCAGGGGGAGAGUCCAGCGGAGACCCCGCCGCCUUCGUCAGGCGGGAGGAGGAUGUCCAUGAGCAUGCUUCUGGAGCUGUCCUCCAUCAUGAAGAAAUAA
Messenger RNA from Anarrhichthys ocellatus (wolf-eel), 1463 nucleotides. RefSeq names its product gap junction protein alpha 10 b (gene gja10b). The coding region runs from base 63 to 1463 and encodes 466 amino acids. The record is from RefSeq and is a predicted model, not a curated record. Gene Ontology annotation, cellular component: connexin complex. Gene Ontology annotation, molecular function: gap junction channel activity. Gene Ontology annotation, biological process: cell-cell signaling. The transcript is spliced from 3 exons. Lineage: Eukaryota; Metazoa; Chordata; Actinopteri; Perciformes; Anarhichadidae.